GUUGCGGUUUGUGCUUCGCUGAACAAGAUCACUUCCUCUAGAAGGGGCGAACGUCCUCUUCUCUUUGGGAACCACUACGGAUCUGCGGCUUCAACUGCUCUAAGGGCUCUGCUACUCUCAUUUACAGAGUUACAGCUUGAAGCAAUGGAUACCUUCCUAUUUACAUCUGAAUCCGUGAACGAGGGUCACCCCGACAAGUUGUGCGACCAGAUCUCCGAUGCCAUACUCGAUGCUUGCCUCGAACAGGACCCCGAUAGUAAAGUGGCCUGCGAGACCUGUACCAAGACCAACAUGGUCAUGGUCUUUGGGGAGAUCACUACCAAGGCCAACAUAGACUAUGAGAAGAUUGUCCGAGACACAUGCCGAACGAUUGGAUUUGUUUCCGAUGAUGUGGGUCUUGAUGCUGACAACUGCAAGGUCCUGGUCAACAUUGAGCAGCAGAGCCCUGAUAUUGCUCAGGGGGUCCACGGAAACCUCACCAAGCGCCCUGAGGAGAUAGGUGCCGGUGACCAGGGUCACAUGUUCGGCUAUGCCACCGAUGAGACUCCAGAGCUGAUGCCGCUCAGUCACGUCCUUGCCACCAAGCUCGGGGCUCGCCUGACUGAGGUUCGCAAGAAUGGCACAUGCGCAUGGCUGAGACCAGACGGAAAGACCCAAGUCACCGUUGAAUACCACAAAGAAAAUGGAGCUAUGGUCCCCAUCCGCGUUCACACUGUCCUCAUCUCCACUCAGCAUGAUGAGACCGUCAGUAAUGACGAGAUCGCCGCUGAUCUCAAGGAGCACGUCAUCAAGCCUGUCGUCCCAGAGAAGUACCUAGACGAGAAGACCAUCUUCCACCUUAACCCCUCGGGGCGUUUUGUCAUUGGAGGUCCUCAUGGUGAUGCCGGCCUCACGGGACGCAAGAUAAUUAUUGACACCUACGGUGGUUGGGGGGCUCACGGUGGUGGCGCCUUCUCCGGUAAGGACCCAACCAAGGUUGACCGUAGUGGUGCCUACAUCGUCAGGCAGGCUGCCAAGAGCAUCGUCUCCAGUGGGCUUGCUCGCCGCUGCACUGUGCAGGUCUCCUAUGCUAUUGGUGUUCCAGAGCCGUUGUCCGUCUUUGUCGACACAUAUGGUACAGGAAAGAUUCCGGACAAGGAGAUCCUGAAGAUUGUCAAGGAGAACUUCGACUUCAGGCCUGGUAUGAUUGCUAUCAGCCUGGACCUCAAGAGGGGAGGUAAUGGUAGGUUCUUGAAGACAGCCGCCUACGGUCACUUUGGCAGGGACGACCCUGACUUCACAUGGGAGGUGGUAAAGCCCCUCAAGUGGGAGAAUGCCCAAGCUUAGAUGCAGUAGACGAGUGAUGAUCAGGCGCUUGUCUUGCCGUUUCAGUGAUCUGCACCCUUUGUUUAUGGCCCGUUGAAAUAUUAUACCUGCCAAUGUACCGCUGUAUGCUCUCUAACGAAACGCACAUCCUAAUGUCUUACUAUUGUUCUACGCC
Macadamia integrifolia is the source of this 1480-nucleotide messenger RNA. RefSeq names its product S-adenosylmethionine synthase 5-like. The record is from RefSeq and is a predicted model, not a curated record. The transcript is spliced from 2 exons. Gene Ontology annotation, cellular component: cytosol. Lineage: Eukaryota; Viridiplantae; Streptophyta; Magnoliopsida; Proteales; Proteaceae. Gene Ontology annotation, biological process: S-adenosylmethionine biosynthetic process. Gene Ontology annotation, molecular function: ATP binding; methionine adenosyltransferase activity. The coding region runs from base 145 to 1326 and encodes 393 amino acids.